Messenger RNA from Hydra vulgaris (swiftwater hydra), 888 nucleotides. RefSeq lists its product as uncharacterized. The record is from RefSeq and is a predicted model, not a curated record. Lineage: Eukaryota; Metazoa; Cnidaria; Hydrozoa; Anthoathecata; Hydridae.
AAGCGUAAGCAUUUUUGCUUUUUAGAAAAGGAAAUUGAAUCUAUUUUUUUUAAAGAAGAACUUAGUAAAUCAAUAAAGAAAAAGAAAACAGAGUCAACAAAAGGACAUAUGAAGUUCAAUAAAAGUUUUCAAGACCUUAAUAAAUCCCCAGAACAAGCUUUUAUCAAGCCAGAUGUUCCUUUAAUUCCUCGAUGUUCUAACACUUCAGAUGAUGUUGAUUUCAAUAAAAAUUCAUCUUUAACAGAUUUUUCAUUCAAUUUGUCUGAAACUUAUCAAAGAAUGCCUAAUUCUUCAACAAUAGUACCUUUUGCUGCAGCAGAAAAUUCAGGAGUAUGCAAAACUAUUUUGAGAGGGUUAGAACAAAUUAAAGAAACACAAAAAUUUCACUCUAAGAUGAUUCAGAAUUUAUUGCAACGGUUUAACAUAGAAAGAGACAUAGCAUCAGUGGAGCUACCAGAAGGUUUAACAUUUCCUGUAACAACAAUGGAAGAACUGGAUAAGGCUCUUGAAAUAUUAGCUAAUGUUACUACUCAAAGGAUUUUGGUUCAUAUUCUUUUUGAAAAUGGUGGGCAAGAUAUUUCAGAAUUUGUUAAUCGAAAUAUGACUUAUCUUAUUGGAAAUGUAUUGGCCAGACAGCUAAAUUUGACCGGCCAAAAAAAUAAGCGUGGAUUUAUUAAAACCAUUUUGUACAACAUUCUUUAUACUUCCAUAAAAAUGAAUACAUCUACAAAAGAGUGUACAAAAAAACAGCUUGAGGAGGCUCUUUCAAAAUGGUUUGGUAAUGCUCGUGACAGAGGUAUAGGUCGAAGACGGCGCUUAGAUGUCGUUAAUUAUUUGGAAGAAAGUUUUUAAAUAAUUCUUAAUCCUAUCUUAAACGAAUAUGUUAUA